This is a messenger RNA of Mesocricetus auratus (golden hamster), 4431 nucleotides long. Its product is annotated as zinc finger protein 431-like. The record is from RefSeq and is a predicted model, not a curated record. Bases 129 to 1817 code for a protein of 562 amino acids. The transcript has 4 exons. Gene Ontology annotation, biological process: negative regulation of transcription by RNA polymerase II. NCBI's taxonomy places the organism in Eukaryota, Metazoa, Chordata, Mammalia, Rodentia, Cricetidae. Gene Ontology annotation, molecular function: DNA-binding transcription repressor activity, RNA polymerase II-specific.
CCUGUGGCGGACUUCAGGGCCAGCUUUGAAGAGGAUCUGGCUACAGCGGUUUUGUGCGCUGUGCUUCAGGGAACUGAGCCGAGAGCUUGGGCAACCUGGGAAACCACGAUUUGGUGAACAGGGAGCUGAUGUCCCCAGGUGGGAAGGAGCAGAUGGAUGCAGUCACCUAUCAUGAUUUGCAUGUCAACUUCACUCAGGAAGAGUGGGCUUUGCUGGAUACUUCACAGAAGAAUCUCUACAAAGAUGUGAUGCUGGAGACCUAUAUGAACCUCAAUGUAAUAGGCUACAAAUGGGAAGAUAAUAAUAUUGAAGAACUUUGUCAAAGUUUUCAAAGGCAUGGAAGGCAUGAAAGAAUUCCAACCAGAGAGAAAUCUUCUAUACAUAUUCAAUGUCAUAAGUGCUCUGUAUAUGACAAUCAGCUUCCAAGUCAUGAAAGAACACAGACUGGAGAGAAACACCAUGAAUGUAAUCAAUGUGGUAAAGCCUACCUAUGGAACAGCCAUCUUCAAAUGCAUAAAAACAAACACACUAGAGAGAAUCCCUGUGAAUGCCAUCAGUGUGGUAAAGCCCUUGCUCAGCUCAGUGCUCUUCGAGUACAUAGAAGAACACAUACUGGAGAGAAACCCUAUGAGUGUCAUCAGUGUGGUAAAGCCUUUGCUCACCUUAGUGCUCUUCAAGUACAUAGAAGAACACAUACUGGAGAGAAACCCUAUGAGUGUCAUCAGUGUGGUAAGGCCUUUGCUUCACACAGUUACCUUCAAGUGCAUAAAAGAAUACAUACUGGAGAGAAACCCUAUGAAUGUCAUCAGUGUGGUAAAGCCUUUGCUUAUCGCAGUUACCUUCAAGUGCAUAAAAGAACACAUACUGGAGAAAAACCCUAUGAAUGUCAUCAGUGUGGCAAAGCCUUUGCUUGGCACAAGGACCUUCAAGUGCAUAAAAGAACACAUACUGGAGUAAAACCCUAUGAAUGUCAUCAGUGUGGCAAAGCCUUUGCUUGGCACAAGGACCUUCAAGUGCAUAAAAGAACUCAUACUGGAGAGAAACCAUAUGAAUGCCAUCAGUGUGGUAAAGCCUUUGCUCAGCUCAGUUCUCUUCGAGUACAUAGAAAAACACAUACUGGAGAGAAACCCUAUGAAUGUAAUCAAUGUGGUAAAGCCUUUGCUUAUCACAGUUAUCUUCAAGCGCAUGAAAGAACACAUGCUGGAAAGAAGCCCUAUAAAUGUCAUCAGUGUGGUAAAGCCUUCACUCGGCACUGGUAUCUUCAGCAGCAUAAUAGAACACAUACUGGAGUGAAACCCUAUGAGUGUCAUCAGUGUGGUAAGGCUUUUAUUUCACACAGUCAUCUUCAAACACAUAAAAGAACACAUACUGGAGAGAAACCAUAUGAGUGUCAUCAGUGUGGUAAGGCCUUUGCUUCGCACAGUCAUCUUCAAACACAUAAAAGAACACAUACUGGAGAGAAACCAUAUGGAUGCCAUCAGUGUGGUAAGGCCUUUGCUCAGCUUAGUGCUCUUCAAGUACAUAGAAGAACACAUACUGGAGAGAAACCCUAUGAAUGUAAUCAAUGUGGUAAAGCCUUUGCUUAUCGCAGUUACCUUCAAGUGCAUAGAAGAACACAUACUGGAGAGAAACCCUAUGAAUGUCAUCAGUGUGGUAAAGCCUUUGCUUAUCGCAGUUACCUCCAAGUGCAUAAAAGAACACAUACUGGAGAGAAGCCCUAUAAAUGUCAUCAGUGUGGUAAAGCCUUUGCUUGGCACAAGGACCUACAAGUGCAUAAAAAAACACAUACUGGAGGGAAACCCUAUGAAUGUCAUUAGUGUGAUAAAGCCUUUGCUUAUCGCAAUUACCUUCAAGUACAUAAAAGAACACAUACUGGAGAGAAACCCUAUGAAUGUAAUCAGUGUGGUAAAGCCUUUGCUCAGCAUGGUCAUCUUCAAAGACAUAAAAGUACACACACUGAAGGGAAAACAUAUGAAUGUAACUAAUGAGGUAAAGCAUUUGCAUAUCACAGUUUUCCUUUUAGGCAUAAAAGAACACAUACUGGAGGGAAACCCUAUGAAUGUACCCAGUGUUUUAAAUCCUUUGCUCAGCGGAGUAAUCUUCAAAGGCAUAAAAAACCACAUACUGGAGGGAAACCCUAUGAAUGUAAUCAGGGUGGUAAAGUCUUUGCACCGCCCAGUGAUCUUCAAGUGCAUAAAAGAGGUUAUACUGGAGAAAACCAUAUGAAAGCCAUCAAUGUUGUAAAGCCUUCACCUGUGACAGUAAUUUUAAAAUACAUAAAGGCACACAUACUGGAGUAAAGCCCUGUUAGUGUAAGAAUUCUGAUUUUUCAUAAUAAUAAAACCCCCAAGUCAGGUAUGAGACUGAAUUCUGAAAGAUCAGAGAAGCAGUGCAACCAAUCACUAGUUCUUACCUCUACAAAAUCCUCAGAACAAAUGUGACAUUUUGUCUCCUAGAAUCCUCACACUGAAUGCUUUCUUUAUGAAACCUCAGACUGAUCCCUGAAUUUCUGUCUCUUCCUUCCAUACAUUCCUCUCUUCACUCAGCCACAUUCCUCCCUGUCUCCACUUCCCUAUUCCUCCGAUUAAGUUGGAGCUACCACCACUUGGCUCUAUUUCUCUUUUAGGUUGAUCCAUUGUCAUGUACUACAGGGUGGUCUCAAACUCACAGACCCCAUCUGCCUCUGUUUCCCAAGUGUUGGAUUUAAAGUGCCACCAGUGCCUGGCUUGUAUGUGUAACAAGCAUGACUAUCUCUCAUCUUCUGAGAAACAUUUGUUAAAGCUAAAAAAUAUCACCAAACACUAUGAAUGUAUUGAGAGUAAUAAAGCUUUUGUAAGUCACAGUCAUCUCCAAACACAUAAAUGAACACAUACUGGAUAGAUACCCUAUGAAUAUAGUCAAUGUGUAAAGCUUGUUGUAUGUAUCAAAAUAAUGAGAAAAAAUGAUACUGCAGUGAAACCCCAUAAAUAAUGGUCAUGUGCUCAAGUUUUGUACUUCCUAGAUGCAAAACUUUGUGUGCGUUCUAUCUGUUGAAACCUUUGUAAACUAAAAUAGUCUUGAAUAUGAAAAAAGACAAUAAGUCUACUUAGUAUAAAAGAUUUGGUAUAAUCUUUAGCCAACACACAACUGUUUAUUCUGUAGAGAAAAAUGAGAGUGAUAACAGUCUGUACAAGCAAUAUGAUGACUGUUUGUAUGUUGGUUGCACCAGUAAAGUCAUGGGAAAAAACAAAUUUAUGAAGCCCUGAGUUUAGGGUAAAUAGAGUAGGCAAGAAACACACUCUGACCAUGAAAUCAGAGGCACUGAAAUAGAAACACUAUGGCCCUUAAGCAAGAGCCAUUAAAAACUCACCCUGACCUUGAAUCCCUAGCCAAAGAAACACACUGAAACCAGAGCCAGUGAAAGAAACACCUCCUGUGAAACAAGAGGCAAUGUUUAAAAAGUGACAGCAAGAGAAAGAGACUCUGUCCCUUAAACCAGAGCCAAAUAAAGUCACUCUAUCUUUGACCAACUGAGCAUUAAACCAACAAAUCCCCGAACUCAAAACCAUUCAGUCCUGAGCACAAAAUCCAGGUAUUGUCUGAUCAUGUUCAAGCUCAGGGAUUGAAAUACUACCAAUCCCAAGUGGAAAUCUUCUCCCUGGAAAGAAGCCCUAUAUAAGCUCCAUGGCUUUUCAGUUGACUGAUGCUGUCACAUCAAAUGCAGUAGACUCUGUGUUACAAGUUCCACAGACUGAGGUGAUAACUUCAAAAGAAGGGUGUCUCCUGGAACUGGUUGUGAAACUCUUGGCUGGAGAGAAAUAUUGUGCCAUGGUUCAUGUGGCAUUUUUUCUUCUAUUACUUUUUCAUAUCAAAUGUUCCUAAAAGCCUGUGCUGACAUUUUAAAGAAAAGAAAUAGAUGAGAAACCAUACCCUGAGAUGGGGUCAAAAGCCGUGGCACCAUCUCCAUAAAAACCAAUGCUUUCCAAAUCAUUCACAUCAUUCACAUGAGUAAAAAUAGUAAAAUUUUCUCAUCAAUAAAAUUUCAUAUGGCUGCACAGUUGUAAUCAUGAGUGGGUUUAUAUAUGUGGUAAAUAAAACUUAUUUUUAAAUUAGUAAUAUGUUUGCUUCACAUGGUAAAGAAAGUUUUUAAUAAGAAAGUUAAAAUAGUUAAAAUAGCUCAACAUUUUAAAUAAACUCACAAGAACUAGGUAAUAGAUGUUAAACAGUAACAUUUGUUAACUUGAUUUAAGAAAUAUGUGGUUAUCCUUAACCAUGGAUGAUUUUGUGUUUUGAUUAACCAUGGAUGAUCUUAUGUUUUGGAUUUCUUUGUUACUGUGCCAAGUAGCAAUAAUGGUAUCUGUUUGGGUUUGCUUUAAAAUAUCAACCCCUGAUACUGAAUCUGUAUAAAAAAUCUUGCUUAAUAACUGGAAAAUAAACUCAGAUUCUAACUGC